AUGUCUGAAUUUGAAAGAAGAAUAAAUUACAGAACUCAAAUCGAGCAACAAUUGCUCAAAAAUAAAUUACAACUAGAUUCCUUGGAUUAUGAAGGGUCACAAUUAAAACCGGGGUUUAGAACUAGUUUGGAUGAUACUCCUGUAGAAGUGGAUCCCGAUUCCAAAAUUUUCUAUUUUGAUAUCGAUAAUACUCUAUACAGGAGAUCUACAGGCAUUCAAGAAAUGAUGCAAGACGCAAUAUAUCAUUAUGUGCGUAAUGAAUUGAGUAUUCCAUCAGGAACGGCAAAACAUAUUAUGAAUACAUAUUAUAAACAAUAUGGUCUAAUGGCAGCAGGUUUAGUACACAACUUUAAUAUUGAUCCAUUAAAAUAUAAUAUGAUGGUCGAUGAUUCUUUGGAAAUUGGUCAUGUUUUAAAGCCUGAUCUAAAAUUAAGAAAAGUAUUAUUACAAUUGAAAGAAGAUAAUCAAAUUGAAAAAUUAUGGUUGUGUACUAAUGCUUAUGUCAAUCAUGCAGUUCGUUGUAUUAGACUUUUAGGUAUUGCAGAUUUAUUCGAUGGUAUUACGUUCACACAAUAUGAAUCUUCUUCAAGAGAAAUUAUUUGUAAACCUGAUCAUAGAUUUUUCGAAAGAGUGAAAAGAGAAAGUGGAUUAGGUAAUUGGAAUAAUGCAUUUUUCAUCGAUGAUAGUUUUGCUAAUAUUCAAUCUGCUGCUGCCUUAGGGAUGAGUAAAUGUUUCUUAGUGACUGAAACUACUACAGAUGACGGAAACAAAUUAAAAGCUAUACAAAGUAUAGAUGAUCCUGAUGAUAAAGAAUUGGAGAAAGGUUUAUUGAACAACAUUAUAGUGGUCAAUAGUGUAUUGGAUUUACCAAAGGCUGAACCACAAUUAUUUAUCUAA
This is a messenger RNA of Maudiozyma barnettii, 897 nucleotides long. RefSeq lists its product as uncharacterized. Bases 1 to 897 code for a protein of 298 amino acids. NCBI's taxonomy places the organism in Eukaryota, Fungi, Ascomycota, Saccharomycetes, Saccharomycetales, Saccharomycetaceae. Gene Ontology annotation, molecular function: nucleotidase activity. Gene Ontology annotation, biological process: pyrimidine nucleobase metabolic process; nucleotide catabolic process. The transcript has a single exon. The record is from RefSeq and is a predicted model, not a curated record.